AUGGAAUUAAAUAGAACGCGCAAAGGGCCGCUGCCUGUAGGUCGCCAGGGCACGUCUGGAGCUACCGCUGGACGCGACAGCAUGCGUGCCGCCAGUCGAGCGCGAGGAGCUGCACGAUCACCUAGCAGCCCUCCGCAUCCAUCAUCCCCACCAGGAGGUUUGGUGUCGGUUGGGUCUUCUCGGAAUCAGCAAGCGGCACCCGCCGCCGGUGGAGUACGUCGCAUGCGUUGGUCACAAGCAAUGAACGCAAACGCACUGCGGGCGUACUUUAGGGCAAAAGGGGAAGAAACUGGAUGUUUGGCGUAUCGGGCUAGGAUGCAUCGUCUUUUUGCUGAGCUGGAGCCAUCUUUAACCGUCACAGAGCAAAACUUGGCAGAACGAGUUCGGUAUAUCUUGCGCUCAAAUAUAUUUGAUAUCGCCGAACUCGAACGGCUACGACGUGAGGCUGUUCCUUCAUCGGAUGAAAAUGCUACGGCUGAGGAUGCGGCGCCACAAAUUGUACAGCAACCCGCAAACGUGGAUGCCGCCGUGAAUACCCCAGUUGUGGUUGAAUCAAACGAUGAUGGAAGAGUCGCCCAGGAACUGGAAUUAGAGCAUAUGAGGAGUACAUUAGAAGAGGCGAUUGUAGAAACGCGCAGUACUCGAAAAUCGACCGCGACUUCCCCGCAUAGCCCUAAGCAAGCGGAAUCCGGCUGUCGUGAGGGCUCUGAACCUAAUGCUGGUGAUGCUUUGGAAGCCAGCCGGAGCCUUUGUGAGACGGACUCAAUACUUUUUGGCGCCGCGCUGGCAAGCGGAUUCGGCGAUAUACCGAGAGGUAGACACGGUUCAACCGGAUUUGUCUCUUCCAGAGUGAUCAGAAGAGGCCCUAUGAAUCAUUGGAGCGACCAAUGGUAA
This is a messenger RNA of Parnassius apollo (apollo), 894 nucleotides long. Lineage: Eukaryota; Metazoa; Arthropoda; Insecta; Lepidoptera; Papilionidae. The record is from the annotation of a GenBank genome assembly.